This is a messenger RNA of Lipotes vexillifer (Yangtze River dolphin), 258 nucleotides long. RefSeq names its product calcium voltage-gated channel auxiliary subunit gamma 6 (gene CACNG6). Gene Ontology annotation, cellular component: L-type voltage-gated calcium channel complex. Lineage: Eukaryota; Metazoa; Chordata; Mammalia; Artiodactyla; Lipotidae. Gene Ontology annotation, biological process: regulation of calcium ion transmembrane transport via high voltage-gated calcium channel. The transcript has a single exon. The record is from RefSeq and is a predicted model, not a curated record. The annotation marks the transcript as partial. Gene Ontology annotation, molecular function: calcium channel regulator activity.
GGGCCUGAGGGCCACAUCUGUUCCCCUCUCCCCACAGGCCUGCUGCUUCUGGUCAGCCUGGAGGUGUUCCGCCAUUCCGUGCAAGCCUUGCUGCAGAGAGUUAGCCCUGAGCCUCCCCCGUCCCCGGCCCUGACCUAUGAAUACUCCUGGUCUCUGGGCUGUGGCUUGGGGGCCGGCUUGGUCCUGAUCCUGGGGAGUGGCUUCUUUUUCCUGCUCACCCUGCCUCCCUGGCCCUGGUGGGGGCACAGGGCCACCUAG